AUGAUGAAUUCGAUAUCCAAAUUGGGGUGGAUCUUUUCUGGGGGAGGCCCUAUAGGUCAGACAGAAGGGGAUGCGAUUGUCACCAAAACACGCCUUUUCAGCGGACUUGGCACGACCGAGUGCGGGUCCUUCAUUCAAUAUCCCACGGACCCGUCAUAUUGGAACUAUUUCCAUUUCCACCCCUCCAAUGGUAUCCAUUGGCAGCCAACAGACCCUGGAAUACGUGGAGACGGGAAUGAAUUUGAACUGGUCCUUUGUCGCGACCCUGCCAUUUCGUUGUACCAAGGUGUAUUCCACAAUUUCCCUGACCUGGACGAGUGGCAUACCAAAGACGUUUUCAGAAAGCAUCUGACAAUUGAACACUUGUGGUCAUAUGAUCAUCGGAUUGACGAUGUCAUAGUCUUCUCUACCGGUGAGAAGAUGAAUCCAGUCCCUAUUGAGGAUCGACUUCGUGGCGUUCCUGGGGUCAAAGCAGCUCUGGCGAUUGGGAACAGACAACGAUUUCCAGGACUCUUGCUGGAGGUGAACGAUACAAAUGAGGCAGGGGGUAGAUUUUCUUCCCUGUCUACCAGAUUGCAAAAGCUUGUGAAAGAAGCCUUAGAGGCCGAAAACUCCAAAAGUCCCCGUGAUAGUCAUAUUCGGAAAGGCAUGAUUCUUGUCGCUGGGAAGGAAAAACCAUUUGUUCGAACGCCGAAAGGAACGAUACAUCGCAACAUGACGCUUGAAAACUACAAGCACGAGAUCGAAGAGCUGUAUCGAUCCUCCGAGAGUUUGGACCUAGCCAAUUUUGAUGAAUUGCACGUCAACUUGUCGUCAGAAACGUCACUGGCAUCCGAUCUGACUGGCUUGACUGCAAAGGUUCUGUCAGAUGCGCCUUCUUUGGGUACUGACGAUGAUAUUUUCGUUGCCGGCGCUGACUCUGGGCAAGUUCAAAUCCUCGCGAGUACAAUUGAUCAUGCGAUUGCACCUGGAAGAGAGGAGAAUGAGUCGGGUCGGCCGAAAGUCGAUGUUGGCACCAUAUAUGCUAAUCCAACACCCGGAAUGCUGGCAGAUUCUAUUCUUCAAAUCAUAUCACCACAAGAGCAGGAAUCGCGUAAAAGAGAAUGUUUCGAUGCAUUCUUGCAUAAGAGCGGCAUACCUGCGGCCGCCCCCUCUGUCGUCAAGGGCUGGAAGGAAACGAGUAGGAAACAUGUGCUUGUCACUGGAACGAGUGGAUUCAUCGGAUCGCACGCUUUGGAAGCCCUACUUCUCAGGAAGAACGUGAGCAGAAUUACGUGCAUCAAUCGAAGAUCCGCUGAGCCAAAGUCAGGGAUUCAAUCAUUCCAAGCAGGGGGUGGCUCUAUCAUCUGCGAAAGCUUACAGACAGACUUGGCAGAUGUUCAUCUUGGGCUUCCAGAUUCUUCUUACAAUGCUCUCUUGGGCGGAUUCACUGACAUCCUGCAUUGCCAAUGGGAAGUGAACUUCAACCUCCCACUCAAGUCCUUCGAGCCCAACAUUCAAGGCGUCAGCAACUUGGUCAAGUUCGCUUGUGAUACCAAGCAUCAAGCUCAGAUCGUCUUCCUUUCUUCGGUAGCAACUGUCAAGAAUUGGCAAAAACGUGAGCCUGUUCCCGAGGCCAAGCUCACAUCGCCUGAACUCGUUCAGAUGGGCUACGGACAAAGUAAACUCAUCGCAAGCUUGAUCCUCGAUCGCGCAACUGAGUUGGCCAAGAUUCCAACUACGAUCUGCCGCCUUGGACAGAUCACAGGGCCAGUCCGGCAACAGAAAGACAAUGCAGAGCACCCGUGGCCACGGCGGGACUGGUUCCCAACGCUCCUUGCCAGCUCCGUGGAGCUUGGCUGUAUUCCGGAUAGUCUCGGCCCGGCAGACCUGAUUGACUGGACGCCGGUUGAUGUCGCUGCGGAAGCUCUAGCCGAGCUCGUAUGCGGGUCUAGCGGUGUUCGGCGAUGUGACGAUGGCAUUCGUCAGUCAGAAUACUAUCAUAUUGUCAAUCCAACCCAUAACUCAUACAAGGACUUUGUACCUUUCUUAGCAAAGCGUCUUGGUUCCAAGUCGCCUCUCGAAGUUGUGACGUUGCAAAAAUGGGUGGAUCGUUUGGAGAAGCAGUCACAGAAGGAUGGAAGAUCACAGGCUUCUGGCUCCGGUGUGGGUCUUCUUGGUUUCUUUCAGGGCUUGUCAGCGUCUGUUGGUAAAGAUCCCCUCGUUCUUAAUACGACUCUGAGCGAAGAAAGAUUGCCUUGUUUGAAAAGGAUUGGUGCUAUUAAAGAGGAGUGGAUGGCAAAGUGGCUUGACCAGUGGAAUUUCUGA
Penicillium brevicompactum is the source of this 2307-nucleotide messenger RNA. Its product is annotated as Male sterility NAD-binding. The coding region runs from base 1 to 2307 and encodes 768 amino acids. Lineage: Eukaryota; Fungi; Ascomycota; Eurotiomycetes; Eurotiales; Aspergillaceae. The transcript is spliced from 3 exons. The record is from RefSeq and is a predicted model, not a curated record.